Cutaneotrichosporon cavernicola is the source of this 837-nucleotide messenger RNA. RefSeq lists its product as uncharacterized. Bases 1 to 837 code for a protein of 278 amino acids. NCBI's taxonomy places the organism in Eukaryota, Fungi, Basidiomycota, Tremellomycetes, Trichosporonales, Trichosporonaceae. The record is from RefSeq and is a predicted model, not a curated record. The transcript is spliced from 3 exons.
AUGUCCAGUUCAAGCACAUCGAGCAGCUCGAGCGAGUCAAGUAGCUCGUAUGCGUCGAGUAGCUCGUCAGCGUCCGAGUCUACGCCUUCUCCCUCCCGGCCGCGGGCAACAAAGGACGAGCUCCUAGUACCGGAUGAGGAUGAGGGUGAGAAUGAGGUUUACGCGCCCAGUCCGACCCUCCUCGCAGCGUACGAUACACUCAUGACCUCCCGUUUCCCCGGUAUCUCCCUUCCCUCUUCCAUCUCGACACCUGCUCCAGGUCCCGUGACAGUGCUCUCAGAUGACGAGGAGGAAGAUCCCAACCGACCCUUGACCAAAGCGGAGCGACAGAACGCGAAGAAGAAGCGACGGAAGGAACGGGAACGCGCGCUCAAGGCCGCCGCAGCUGCCGCCAAGGGCGAGACGCUCCCGACGCCGACUCAGAAGAACGCAGAAGAAGGACCAAUAUCGUUCCGCCUCUUCAGACCACUGGUAUCCAUCUCGCUCUCAACUGUCGAAAGCUACGAGCUCACGUCCAACCCUCGUGUCCGACCACUACCCCUGGAUGUGCAGGAUCGUAUACACCGCCUAGCAGCUGAGGCUGCGAUCGACGCACCCACUUUCCCAUCCCUCCCUACGCAGCUGGAAGAGUGGCGCGCCGAAAUGCCCACACCCCCGGUCUUCCUGGCGUACACGAACGAGGAGGAACAUAAGUGUGUUGCUGUGCCUGCUUGCCCUCCUCGCCUCGCCGACGCCAGCGAUAUCUCGCCAAUCUCAGCGUGUCCGCGCCGUCCAGAGGCAUCGUACUCGCGCCGCUCGGACGGUUGCUCGUACACAUGGAUAGUUGCUCGCGCCUAG